UACUUUUAACAUCUUUUCACUCCCGAGGACUCUUCUAGUUUUUUGUCCACUCAUUUUUUGUCAACACCUGCGAAAUCCCCUAACCUAUCGUAUAUUCGUAUCCUUUUAUCUUUCCUUUUCUUCGCAGCUUUCUGCAAUUGCUUCUUAGGGUUUGUCCGAGGCAACGUAUUUUCAACUGUAUGCGGUACAUUUUCGUUUCCACUUCCAAUUCUAAUUGAUCCGCGAUUGAUCACGGGAAAAGAAGGAAACAACACGUAUUUUGCUGUGGGAUUUGAUAUGCAUUGUUUUUUAUUAAAUGGGGCGGUGUAAAAUAUGUUUUUAUUGCGAAAGUCUAUUUUGUACAAUAGUUUGUUUGUAUAUAUUUUUUAUUAGAUAAUAAACAUAAACAUUGAGUAAUUUUUGACCGAGACAGAUAGUAUCAUUAUUUUUUUAUUUUGAGAAAUAUAAUGAUCAAAUGCCUUUUUAUGGUGAUUGUGCCUGUGAACCUCGUUUGGACCGUUUUCUCAGUUUUUGAAGAUGUUGCGCAUGUGUGAUUUUUGGGAGUAACUUGUCUGUGAUAGCAUUGUUGAGGAGCGCUCGUUAUUGAAAGUCUGUGUUGCUCUUGUUACCUCUGCUUUUGGAUCUCUCGUUUGCUGAUAAGAUAACUACUAUGGAAUUCGAUAAUAAUAUAUGAAAGGAGAAGGUGUGGUAUAGCCGUGGAGCAACCUAAAGCUUCACCCACCCUUAACGUGAUAGUAAGGAACAGCACGGAAUUGAUAGACAUGCGUACUCUAUACCCAACCGUCGCUGCUCCUCUUUCUCUUUCAAACUUUUCCCUUAGGACCAAUUUCCUUGUUCGAUGCAGUAACCUUCACUCGCAAGCGCAACUCGACACGCGCAAGUUAGUUCUUUCAGUGAAGGAAAAGCUUGAAAAAGAACACCAUAGCCUCCCUGUUGGAAGAAAUGGAAGGGAUGACGAAGAUAUGAUACUGUGGUUUCUCAAAGAUCGCAAGUUUUCUGUUGAAGAUGCUAUUUCCAAGUUGACUAAAGCGAUUAAAUGGCGUCAAGAUUUUGAGGUGUCUAAAUUGACCGAUGAAACUGUUAAAGAUGCUGCUCAAACUGGAAAAGGAUAUGUACACGACUUUCUAGAUAUUAAUGAUAGACCUGUGCUUGUGGUGGUUGGAUCAAAGCAUAUUCCUAUGGCACUGGACCCUGCAGAUGAUGAAAGGCUGUGCGUUUUCUUAAUUGAGAAGGCAUUGAGUAAGCUUCCAACUGGGAAAGAAAAACUACUUGGAAUAGUUGAUCUCAGAGGCUUCAGAACAGAAAAUGCUGAUCUUAAAUUCUUGACUUUCUUGUUUGAUGUAUUUUAUUAUUACUAUCCGAAGCGGUUGGAUCAAGUACUAUUUGUGGAUGCACCUUUUGUUUUUAAGCCAAUUUGGCAGCUAGCCAAGCCCUUGUUAAAAUCAUAUGCUUCCCUGGUAAGAUUUUGCUCUGCAGAAACUGUUAGGAAGGAAUAUUUUACAGAAGAAACUUUGCCACCAAACUUCAGAGAUUGAAAAUUGGAUGGAAUAAAAAAUUGCAGCAAAAGUUGCAAACACAUUCGUAUUAAGCGCGUUUAUCUUGGGACUUAGAAGGAGCAACAGCAACACAACAUUUAUUUCGUCAAAAACUUAGAAGAGCUAAAGGAAGGAAUUUGAUAAAAGCAGUGCUGAUAUAGGCACCCUUAAUGUUAAAAGCUUAAAGGAGCUAAAGAAAGGAAUGUAAGGAAAACAGUGCUGAUAUAGGCACCAUAUCCUAUUUCGCUUCCGUGAUAUGUAGGAAUGAGACCCCAAAAAAAAAAAAAAUCGUUUUCAGUUAAUUACUUCCGUUUUGGAAUUUUGUCAUAUGUUCUGACUAAUUUCUGUUGUACAAGCGGUACAAACGUGUGUUUUAAAUGCAUAUCAAUUUUUUUUUGGGUCA
This is a messenger RNA of Vigna radiata var. radiata (mung bean), 1938 nucleotides long. RefSeq names its product CRAL-TRIO domain-containing protein C3H8.02. The record is from RefSeq and is a predicted model, not a curated record. The transcript is spliced from 6 exons. The coding region runs from base 762 to 1535 and encodes 257 amino acids. Lineage: Eukaryota; Viridiplantae; Streptophyta; Magnoliopsida; Fabales; Fabaceae.